AUGGGAGGCCCCCACAGUGGCCCCUUUCUUCUCUUUCACGUGCUGUGCUUCUUGCUGACUCAGUUGGAAGUUGGAUCCCAAAACAGCAAGGCCUGUGCUCUGCGGUGCCCUCCGAAGUCCUCAUGUGUCAAUGGCAGUGCCUGCCGCUGCGCUCCAGGAUUCAUUUCCUCUUCUGGGGAGAUCUUCACCGACCCCUUGGAGAGUUGUGAUGACAUCAAUGAGUGUGGGCCACCCUCACUAGUGUACUGUGGAAGUUCAGCAGACUGCCAGAACACAGAAGGGGGAUACUACUGCACAUGCAGCCCAGGAUAUGAGCCUACUUCUGGGGUAACAACAUUCCAGAAUGAGAGUGAGAACACGUGUCAAGACGUGGACGAAUGUCAGCACAGACCCAGAGUCUGUAAAGGCCGCAGCAUCUGCAUCAACACCCAGGGCAGUUACACCUGCCAGUGCCCACCCGGCUUGGAGUUCAACCCAAAGGACCCGAGGAAUUGCACAGAUGUGAAUGAAUGCACCUCGGGGGAAAAGCCAUGCCACAACUCCACCCACUGCCUCAACUUCGUGGGCAGCUAUGAGUGCCGCUGCCGCCCUGGCUGGAAGCCUAUUGCUGGGUCCCCCAAUGGCCCAAACAACACCGUCUGUGAAGAUGUGGACGAGUGCAGCUCCGGGAAGCAUCAGUGUGACAACUCCACCGUCUGCGUCAACACUGUGGGUUCAUACACGUGCCACUGCCGCCAAGGCUGGGUGCCCAAACCUGGAAUCCGGGAUAAGCAAAUGACCACCAUCUGUGAAGAGAUCGCCUUCCCUGCCUGGACUGCUCCCCCUGGAAUCAAGAGCCAGAGUCUCUCUGCCUUCUUCGAAAGAGUCCAGAAAAUGAGCAGAGACUUCAAACCAGCCAUGGCCAAGACAUCCAUGCAGAACCUCGUCGAGUCAGUGGAUGACCUGUUGAAAAGCUCAGGAGACCUGGAGUCACUGGAUCAGUCUUCCAGGCACGUCAUAGUCACCCACCUGCUCUCAGGCCUCGAACGAAUCCUGAGGACCCUGGCCAAAGCCAUAUCUAAAGGCUCCUUCACCUACCGUUCGCUUGACGGCACAGAGCUCUCCCUGGUGGUCCAGGAGCAGGGGAAAGGGAACGUCACCGUGGGCCAGAGCCACGCACGGAUGCUGCUGGACUGGGCUGUGGCAGCCGCAGCUGGGGAGUCGGGCCCCUCCAUGGUGGGGAUCCUCUCCAGUCGGAACAUGGAAAAAUUGCUGGCCAAUGCCUCUUUGGAACUGGACUUGGAAAAGCUGAAAGAGACCUACGAGAGUCCUGUCCGAGGUGCCAAGGUCAUGCUUCUCUCAGCGGUCAGCUCCGUCUUUCUGAGCAACACGGACACUGAGAAACUCGACUCCAACGUCUCCUUUGCCUUCACCCUCCAUAAACAGCCUGAGCUCAAGCCACGGCAGGAGCUGAUCUGUGCCUUCUGGAAGAAAGACAGCAAUGGGAACGGGUUCUGGGCCACCUCGGGCUGCUGGAAGAUGGGCAGUGGGAACGGAAGCAUCACCUGCCAGUGCAGUCACCUAAGCAGCUUUGCCAUCCUCAUGGCCCACUACGACGUGGAGGACCCGAAGCUGGCCCUGAUCACCAAGGUGGGACUGGCGCUGUCGCUGGUCUGCCUGCUGCUGUGCAUCCUCACCUUUCUGUUGGUGCGGCCCAUCCAGGGCUCGCGCACCACGGUGCACCUGCACCUCUGCAUCUGCCUCUUCGUGGGCUCCGCCAUCUUCCUGGCAGGCAUCGAAAACGAAGGCGGCGAGGUGGGGACGCGCUGCCGCCUGGUGGCAGUACUGCUGCACUACUGCUUCCUGGCCGCCUUCUGCUGGAUGAGCCUCGAGGGCGUGGAGCUCUACUUCCUCGUGGUGCGCGUGUUCCAGGGCCAAGGCCUGAGAAAGCUCUGGCUCUGCCUGAUUGGUUACGGCGUGCCCCUGAUCAUCGUGGGCAUCUCGGCAGGCGCCUACAGCAAGGGCUAUGGCCGCGAGAAAUUCUGCUGGUUGAAUUUCGAGGGUGGCUUCCUCUGGAGCUUUGUGGGACCCGUGACCUUCAUCGUUUUGGGCAAUGCUAUCAUCUUUGUGAUUACUGUCUGGAAACUCACUCAGAAGUUUUCUGAAAUCAACCCUGACAUAAAGAAAUUAAAGAAAGUCAGGGUGCUGACUAUCACAGCCAUCGCCCAGCUCUUCGUGUUGGGCUGCACCUGGGUCUUCGGCCUGCUCCUCUUCGACCCAGAGAGCUGGGUGCUGUCCUACAUCUUCAGCAUCCUCAACUGCCUGCAAGGUUUCUUCCUCUUCGUGCUGUACUGCCUACUUAACAAGAAGGUGAGAGAGGAGUACCGCAAGUGGGCCUGCAUGGUUGCUGGGAACAGGUACUCCGAGUUCGCCACAACCACCUCUGGGUCUGGCUCUGGCCACAAUCAGACUCAGGCCCUCAGGCCCUCAGAGUCUGGCAUGUGA
Messenger RNA from Rangifer tarandus platyrhynchus (Svalbard reindeer), 2484 nucleotides. The record is from the annotation of a GenBank genome assembly. Lineage: Eukaryota; Metazoa; Chordata; Mammalia; Artiodactyla; Cervidae.